AUGUCCUUCUUUGGGAGUAAGAAAGCGCCGCCUCCACCACCGCCGCCCCCGCCGGUGCCUCGCUCUGGCGCCCAAAUCGACGCGACAACCGUCCUGUCGCUCCUGCUGUUCCUGGCUCUUAUUGGCGGCGCAUAUGGAGCGUCUGUCAAAGCCUUGCCCAGGGCCGCGACCCGGAAGACGCGCAUCCUCUUCGUCUGGCACGCCUUCGACGCCCUCAUCCACUUUGUCUUUGAAGGAUCCUUUCUCUGGAACUGCUUCUUUGUGUCGUAUUCGCUGCCGACGUCUUUCUCGGCCGCAGCCCGCAACCACCCUCACAUCACGCUCUUCACGCCUCCGGAUGUGUACUGGCUGGGCCGACAGGAUCUACUCUUCGGUGCAAACUAUGGGACGGGUCCGUUGAGUCGAUUGUGGCAAGAGUAUGCAAAGGCGGACAAGCGAUGGGGCGGGACGGAUCUGACGGUCGUGACGCUGGAGCUUCUGACGGUGUUUGUGGCCGGCCCGUUGGCAUGCUGGAUAUGCUAUCUUCUCAGCAAAGACGAAAAAAAGGGCGUGCUGAAAAAGUACUUUUGGAUGAUAGUCCUGGCCACUGCCGAGAUAUAUGGAGGCUGGAUGACAUUUGCUCCUGAAUGGCUGACCGGAAGCCCUAAUCUCGACACGAGCAACUGGAUAUAUCUCUGGCUCUACCUCACCACCUUCAACGGUCUCUGGGUCGUCGUUCCCCUCUGGAUUCUCUACGAGGCCUACCAAGCCAUGAGCUCUGCCAUGUCGCAAGCCGAGAUGGUGGAUCUCGUAAACUAUCUGAAAAAGGACGAUUAA
Exserohilum turcica Et28A is the source of this 816-nucleotide messenger RNA. RefSeq lists its product as uncharacterized. Bases 1 to 816 code for a protein of 271 amino acids. Gene Ontology annotation, cellular component: endoplasmic reticulum; membrane. Gene Ontology annotation, molecular function: cholestenol delta-isomerase activity. NCBI's taxonomy places the organism in Eukaryota, Fungi, Ascomycota, Dothideomycetes, Pleosporales, Pleosporaceae. Gene Ontology annotation, biological process: sterol metabolic process. The transcript has 3 exons. The record is from RefSeq and is a predicted model, not a curated record.